This is a messenger RNA of Musca vetustissima, 1668 nucleotides long. Its product is annotated as lebercilin-like protein. The transcript has 6 exons. NCBI's taxonomy places the organism in Eukaryota, Metazoa, Arthropoda, Insecta, Diptera, Muscidae. Gene Ontology annotation, biological process: intraciliary transport. The coding region runs from base 58 to 1638 and encodes 526 amino acids. The record is from RefSeq and is a predicted model, not a curated record. Gene Ontology annotation, cellular component: axoneme.
AACUCACCACGAAAAUCCAUUUCGGCCUCUAGUGUUGUUUCGGGAAAUUGUAAAACUAUGAAUCCAACUUCGACCAAAAGUUGUGAAAGUUUGUAUUCGAAUAGCUCCAAGGGAUCCGCCAGUAAUAUAUAUCGACGAAAAUUGCCCACAACAAUGGAUGGCAAAAAUGGCUGCAUGCGCCAACCGGCCUUGAUACCAGCAACAAAUGAAGUUCGUCAGCGUGUCUUAUCGGCUCGUAGGCUAAGAAUAAAAACUUAUCAAAAUCAAUUGGCAAAUGCCCAACAAACUAUUGCGGAAUUGGCCCAUGAAAAUCGUAUACUGCGCACCUUGCAUAAACGCCAAGAUUCCGCUUUAUCCAAAUAUGAAUCUACAAAUGCUGAACUUCCCCAAUUGCUGCAUUCACAUGCCGAGGAAUUGCGAAUGUGGCAAACCAAAUAUCGUAAUCUCCAGACAAUCAAUAAGGAUUUGGAACAGCGUCUAAAACAAAAGGAAGCGAUUAUAUUGUCACUUAGUGAUCAGAACAAAUAUUUUGUACAAUUAAAUAAGGAUAAAAACCUCGAAGAUCGUCAAAAAUUGACCGAAAAACUGCAAUCGCUGGAAACACGCUUACAAGAGAAGGAUAACGAUCUGAAGAUGAUGGCUCGUAAAAUGCAAUUGGAAGCCAAACAGGCUAAACAACAAUUACUGGCCGAACAACGCAAAACCAAAGAAGUUUUAAUGAAAUUGGAAAAGGCUCGGCUUGAAUUAUCGGGAUUUCGAAAAUUGGAGGAAUUACAGCUCCAGGACAAAUUUAACAUGAACAUGCCCAGACGACAUAAAACCAACAACAACAACACCCAUGACGAGCUCAAAGAUGACAAAGAUUUGGAAAAGUUUUUACAGCAUGCCACAGAUCAUGAAAACCUUGAUGAUUUUGAAGGUUCCAAUAGUCAACGAUCUCAGCGAUCAACACAAAGUCAUCUAACUGUAACACACCGAUCCAAUUGCACAGUCAAGAAGAUGACACUGAACGGCAAUUCCAGUCCGAAAGAAAAUAAACCAAAUUCUGGUGGGAAAACGAUUGCCAUAUUGCGACGCAUUGAUCAGGGUGAUGGUGAUGCUGGUAAAGCUGAAAUUUCGGAAAAUACACCUAAUCAUUUAAUGGAGUCAAAGAAAAGUGAAACAUUUUCCACGGAUUAUGAAGAUGAUUAUGAACAGGAAGAAGAGGAGGAGGAUGACGAAGAAGAUACCGAGGAACAGAAUUCAUCCAAUGAAGAACAUUCAAAUGGCUCAAAUCGUAAUGGCUCCAAUGAAAUGGGAAAUUUUAUAGAUAAUAUUGAUAAAAAUUUGGAAAAAGAUUUAUACGAAGAUAAUGGCGACUAUUUUAAGGAACAACAGAAAGUUGAGCUUCCAAAUACGGGCAAGAAAAUUCGCAUGAAAGAAGAAAUUUCCAGCAUACGUAAACAAAUAUCCGAUGAUUAUAAAGAACGUGAAGCUUUUCUCGAUACAUUUUGUCGACAAGCAACCAGCGGAGCCUUAAAAGAUGAUACACCUAAGAAAAGAAAUAGCAUUGCUGUGGAACAUAAUGUCAUUGGAAAUCGCAAACAUAAACUAUUGGCCGCUCUAAAAGCCAUUGAAGAUAACAAGAGUCAGGAUUAAAUUACAAAGGCUUUGUUUCUUUCUUUAUUU